Molecule: messenger RNA, 2759 nt
Organism: Schistosoma curassoni
Lineage: Eukaryota; Metazoa; Platyhelminthes; Trematoda; Strigeidida; Schistosomatidae
Source: the annotation of a GenBank genome assembly
AGAAGCACAUAUUUUGAAGUAGUUGUCUACAGUAAACUUAGCCAUACAUACUUAUAGGUAAAUGACUUCGCAGUGAACACUAUGCAAGACGCAGUUUCUCAACCCAAGCGGAAUAACUAUAUGAGAAGGCCAAAAGAGUUAAUUGACAGACGUUUUUGGUUAUUGUUACGAAAGCUCUAAUUCAAGUUAAAGAUAACUAAUGGAUUUAUUCCUUUUCUAAAGUCAGUUACUAAACUCACUGCAAGUUGCAUUUAAAAGCAUCUCUUUCGGUUCGAAAACUCACCAGUGACAUCACUGUAGAGAUGCUUGUUCAGAAUGAUAGUGUAAAACAAAACAACAAUAAAGACGGUGAUCCCCAGCCGAUACAUGCCUCUGUUGAAAAGCAACAGUAUCCAAAAAAGAAGGCUGCCCGGAGUUCCAAACAUUCUCAUGCAUCUCGGGGUAGCGAUCGUCCUCGUCAAAAGUCACUGAAUACAAUGUUUUGUGGGUGUCUGGUAUCCGGAUCAGAAUGUGGUAAUACAAUGGAGCAUCCCCCACUUGAUAACAACCGACGACUUCUUCCUACCAGUGCUAUCCAGUCAAUGGAAUCUCUUAGCAUUUCCAAAAAUGCAGGUUCACAGUGUUUUCAGCCAUCCCAAGUAUCUGAUGACUCAGGUUCAAUUAAACUGCAACCAGUUGUUAACUUACCUUCUUGUGCUCUUAUAACAGAUGCUUUGCUUUCACAAACCAAACGGGCAAGUACAGUUAAGAUAAGUGCACCUUCCAAUGGAGUAAAGCACUCAGGUUGGCACAGUUUUAGAUUUAGUCGUAAAAAGGAGUCAAAUUUGUCCAAGACAAAACAACGUGAUUCCACGAUAAGGAUAUCUGUUACCAGGCCCUUAAAAAGCGAUAUUUCCCACCCUGAAGCAGAACAACAGUCAGAAACAGUUCAAUCCCUUGUGUUCUCACCAUUACCAAACCAAGCAGUACUGGAAACAGUAAAUUCUGGAGAGCAAAAGGCUGCGUUGCUUGGACCGAAAAGUGAAACAGACAAAAGCAAAAAGUGUUUUGUAAUUGACUUGGACGAAACUUUGGUGCAUAGUUCAUUUAAAGUAAUCGAACAUGCUGAUUUUAAAGUAGGAGUUGAAAUAGAUGGAGUCACACACCGUGUGUAUGUUUUAAAGCGACCACAUGUUGACCUCUUCUUGUCGACCAUGGCCGAUCUAUAUGAAUGCGUACUGUUUACUGCUAGUUUAGCUAAGUAUGCUGAUCCAGUUGCAGACUUCAUUGAUAAAUGGCAUGCUUUCCGAUACCGGUUAUUUAGAGAAUCUUGUGUAUAUCAUCGAGGUAAUUAUGUAAAGGAUCUUAGUCACUUAGGCAGACCAAUCAACCAAGUUGUUAUUUUAGAUAAUUCACCAGCAUCCUAUAUGUUCCAUGCAAGUCAUGCAGUUCAAAUCUCAUCAUGGUUUGAUGAUGCGAACGAUCGUGUUCUACUUGAUUUGAUUCCUUAUUUCGAAAAACUUGCAACACAACCUAACGUGGUUGAUUUUCUAAAAAACAAUAUUCCUCCUACGCCUUAUGCUGCUAUCGGUACAAUUGGUCUACCUCCAGGACUUUUUACACAGGCAACAUUCCCGGCUACUACUUCAACUGGCAGUGGUAAAUCCCAUGACGCCAGUUCAAUAAUCUCGAAUAUAAGACGUCCAAAUGUUUCUUCUCCACUGCCUGUAUCCAUUGGAGAUAAUCACCCACAAGUUUCGAAAGAAUCAUCUACAACCUUGACUGUAUCAAUAUCUGCUGAGAACAAAACACAAUACCUAACUAUUACGGAUGCUGUUGCUGUAGUUACUAAAUUAGAUCCUCCAGAAGUUAGUGGUCCUUCACUGAAUCCUGUGUUGAAAAAUAAUGAAAAAUCAAGUUUUUCAGCUCCUUUACCCUUAACACCUUAUGUCCCUGUCACUUCAUCAUCUUCAAGUGUUUCAACAACAAAAACAUUAACUAACAAUUCUGUUCAAACAGUUGCAUCUGUUUCAAAUGUGUUCACAUCCGAUGAAAUUACACAACCUCAAACCUCUGCAUCUCCAGGAAUUUCAUCUUCGCCCUUAACAAAUAAAUUGGCUCACAUUCCAUCUACAAAAUACUCAGUUCAGAGUUUAUCCAUGGGACAUAAAACUUUAUUAGGUACAUACCAAAAGAAACAAAAUCCUUCAAAUAAACUAUUUGGUACUGUUUCAAAUUGUUUUAAACCUACCCCUCAUAUCCAAUCAAUUGAAAAUCAUCAUUCAUCAUCACCAAAUAAAUUAAUUACACCUAUUCUAUUGCCAAAUGUCACAUCUUCUACCUCUUCUGGUUCAUCAACAGUAAAUGUAACACAUUCAUCUACUAGUGAUUUUACUCCAAAAAUUAAUCAUUCUAUUAAGAAUCAAUAAUAUUGUAUUAUAACCACUGUAAUACGUCUUAUUUUUUCGUUAAUCCUUGUGCCAAAAUAUGAAUAUCAAUUUUGUUAUUAAUUUAAUAAUCAUUAUAAUAGUACAUCAGAAUAACUCAAUUGAUAGUUUCAUAUUUUGAAAAUUCUUGUUUUCCCUAUCAAGCAAUUAAUUAAAAAAAGAAGAAGAUAUGGACAAGUGAAUUUAUUAAUGUAUUAUGUGUAAUAACAAUUAUAUAUUGCCAAUUACUUAUUCUUUCUGCUCAAUCAAAAAUAUUAAUAGUGUUUCUUCAAAUGUUUCUAGUUCUACUAAGAAUAUUUUAAUUCCUUUAUUGUUUAUACAUGUGAAUUUACA